Molecule: messenger RNA, 1140 nt
Organism: Lineus longissimus
Lineage: Eukaryota; Metazoa; Nemertea; Pilidiophora; Heteronemertea; Lineidae
Product: piggyBac transposable element-derived protein 4-like
Exons: 1
Coding region: 1-1140 (379 amino acids)
Source: RefSeq, a predicted model, not a curated record
AUGAUCGUUGAACGCUUCCGGACUGUCUACAGUCCAUCCCAGGAACUUUCAAUUGAUGAAUCCCUCCUUCUUUGGAAAGGACGCCUGAACUUCAAACAGUUCAUAAGGACCAAACGAUCCAGAUACGGGGUGAAGUUCUUUGAGCUUUGUACGUCAAAGGGUGUGAUGCUGGAUCUAAUUGUCUACGUCGGGGCUAAUUCUCUGCCACCACAGCCACCAGAGAUAGCGGAACUGAACGUAUCUGAACAGAUUGUCGAACAUCUCAUGCGGAAUUAUCAGAACAAAGGACACAACUUGUUCAUAGAUAAUUACUAUUCAUCUCCAUCAUUGGCUACCUUUCUGAGCGAUAGAGAUACAUCCGUCUGUGGGACAAUCCAUACCAACAGGAAGAAUUUCCCUCGUGAGCUCGUCAAUCUUCAGGUUGAGAAGAAUACCUCCACGUUUUACAAAUGCGUGGACAAGGAAUGCCUUGUUGUAAAGUUCAGAGCUCAUCAAGACAAAGCCGAUGGAAAACAAAAGAUCGUCCAUUUGCUCACGACCAAGUACGAGGCAACGGUAAGCCCUACGGGUAAGAUAAUGGCUGAUGGCACUCCCGUGAUGAAACCUUCAUGUGUCCUUGCGUACAAUCGCUUUAUGGGUGGAGUCGAUAUGGUCGACCAACAGUUGCAUUAUUACCAGGUCAUUCGAAGGUCCAUGAAAUGGUACAAGAAGGUUGCUAUGAGGUUAUUGAUGCAGUGUCUCUUGAACAGUCAUCGUUUGUACCAGCUAGGAGGCGGGAAAAGGGAUUUCCUCAACUUCAUCCGCGACGUACUGAACGCAAUAUUGACCCCAGCACGUAAACAACGAGGUGCAGCCGUCGGAGACGCCCUCACCAGACUUACUGGACGCCACUUCCCAAUGAAGAGGCCACCACAGGGAAACAGAGCACGUCCAGCCAAGAGGUGCGUGGUCUGCUACGCCCGGAAGGACUUCCUCCCCAACGGAAGAGCAAAGGAGACUUCUUAUAUCUGCAAGUCAUGCCCAACUCAGCCAGGCCUCCAUAUUGACAACUGUUUCGAGGCGUACCACACAAAACUAGACUACAGAAGAGAUGAACCUGCAAAUCCUCCAGCCGAUGCCGCUGAUGGAGGUGCUGACUAG